UGAAUAAAGACGGUUUUACUUAUAAGCGUGUGGAUCAGGACUCUUACCAGAAUGAGGAAGGGGACAGUGUUUGCAGCAGCAGCACUGCUAGCAGUGUUCACAUUGAGGACAUGUCCCUGUGUCUUGCUGCCAUUCAGAAGUUGGUGGAGUACAUUAAGUUCAACUUCAUGGAGGGUGACACAGCUCCAUCAGACAGUCCGUCCUUCUGUAGAGAGGGAUUAGACGUUGAAGUUCAUGCUGUUUCCCUUAAUAAAGAUGAAGGAGAUACCACAGAGUUUGGCCUCAGCUUUGGGAACAUCCCUAUUUUUGGGGAUCCUGACAGAAGGAAAAAGGGAGGCCCAAGGAGGAGAAGGGACAUGGGCCCCAUCAUGGAUGUGGGCUGCAUCUGGGUGACAGAGGUGAGGAAGAGGAGCCCAGCAGCUCGCUGCGGGGGGAUCAAACUCAGAGAUGAACUGCUGUCACUGAACGGGCAGCUUAUGGUGGGAGUAGACGUUAGUGGAGCCAGUUACCUGGCUGACCAGUGCUGGAAUGGAGGCUGUAUUUACCUAAUCCUGCUGCGUCGAGUCAAACGAAAAGCUCCUCUCCCUCCCUGUGACAUCAGUGAAAGUGUCAGUACUGCUGUCAGCAGUGACAGUUGUGAAGACCAGCAACAGGGCACAGCAGCCUCUGAGUCCUCCAACAACUUGGCAAACUGUAAACGCACACGCAAGUUUGGUGUCAUAUCACGUUCAUCCUUUAACCGAGACAACAGGGACAGUACUGACUCAGAAGUUCGGAGCUCCUGCAAUGGCUACAGCUGCUCUCCUCCGACUGAUGCAGAAGUCAGCUCUCCGGGAGAUGACUCAGGUCGCAUCCUCUCCACACACACACCUGCAGAGGAAAGUCCAAACACCUUUCCUCAGGUGAGAACUGUUCCCCAGCGACUACACGGUCGAGGUGCUGCCACCCUGCCUUCAAGAUGUCACAGUCAGCUGUUAGAGAGCAAAAUGGAUUCUUUGGGGAUUGAAUCUUCUGGCCAGCCUAGAGAGGGCUGCCACAUCUGGAAGAUGCAUAUGGUGAAGGGUCAGGAGGGCCUCGGCAUCCAGAUAACAGGGGGACGUGGUUCCAAGCGCUCUCCUCAUGGCAUCAUUAUAGCUCAUGUAGAGGAGGGGGGUGCCAUUCACAGGGAUGGCCGACUUCAUGCUGGUGAUGAGUUGCUGAUGAUUAAUGGUCACUCUCUGGUGGGUCUCACUCAUCAGGAGGCUGUCACUGUCUUCCGCUCAACCACCGGUCUCGUCCAACUGGUGGUGGCCAGCAGGGAGGAGUCAGAUGUGGGUUUCGACCGCUUCCCAUCCACCAGUCUGCCAGACCUCGUCAGCACCUGCAGUUCCUCUUCUUCCCUGUCUCAAACAGCUACCCUGCACUCCCUCCAAACCUCCAACAGCAGCACGAGUCUACACAACACCUACCUGUUGACUAACCUGGAGAGACUAGAAGUGCAGAGUCAGGGAGAGGCACCCAGAGGAUCCUGCUGCAGCCCCACACCUACGAAGCUGUGCAGCCGAUCCCAAGGGGGGAGUAAUCGUCUGGAGUCAGUGGGUGAGGAUGACGAGCUGUUUGUGGAGAAUGGUGUGAGUGGCUGUGAUGUGUUGGAGAAGCCUCUACCUGGCCGUCGUAAACACUCCUUACCUCAACAGCUCGAUGCUGCUGGAAUGAGACAGGAAUAUCAGAUUAUUAAGAAAUCAGCACGCUCCCUGAGCACCAUUCAAGUGGAGUCUCCAUGGCGACUGGCGCAGCCAUCCAUUAUCUCCAGUAUAGUGCUGAUGAAAGGCCAGGGCAAGGGUUUGGGAUUCAGUAUCGUUGGUGGGCAAGACUCAGCACGUGGUCAAAUGGGGAUUUUUGUCAAAACGAUUUUCCCUCACGGAGCUGCAGCUGCUGAUGGACGACUGAAAGAAGGAGAUGAGAUUCUGGAGGUAAACGGAGAGUCUCUGCAAGGACUCACACACCAACAGGCUAUCCAGACCUUCAAGCAACUGAAAAAGGGUGUGGUGACCCUGACAAUUCGAACUCGUCUGCGCAGCCCCAGCUUGACACCAUGUCCCACCCCCACCCUCCUCAGCCGCUCCAGCUCGCCUAACUCCCACACCAGUGGGGGUACAUCUGCUCUAUCGGGGUUUGAAGAGGCUGAAGGCCGCAGGGGCCCUGGUCCAGGUCCAAAAGACUGCAUCAUCAUGGAGGUCACACUUAAUAAAGAGCCGGCUGUUGGUCUGGGAAUUGGAGUUUGCUGUCUGACACUGGAGAACUCUGCUCCUGGCAUCUACAUCCAUAGUUUGGCCUUGGGAUCUGUGGCCAAGAUGGAUGGAAGGCUCAGUCGAGGAGAUCAGAUAUUGGAAGUAGACUCAGUCAGUCUUCGUCAUGCUGCUCUCAGUGAGGCCUAUGCCAUCCUCAGUGAAUGUGGCCCAGGGCCAGUCAGUCUCAUCAUAAGCCGGCAUCCUAACCCUAAGGUAUCAGAACAGGAGAUGGAUCACAUUAUAACUCGAUCCACACACAGAGACAAAAUGUGCAGGAACAGACAUUCAUCUCUUUCCCAAGGUUUGUCUUGUAAGAGCUCCCACGCAACAGCGAGGGAAAGACAAGGAGACAGCUCCCAUGCUCUCAGCUGGACCAUGAAGAGGUUCCUUGAGCCUGCCAGUAGAGGCUCCCUGAGUUCAGAGACAGAGUUAUCACAGUACUUUUCCCAGGACUUUUCCAGCCACUCAUUCCUGUCUGAAUCCACUCUGAUGAACUCAAAUAGUGAAGAAGGGCUCCACCAGCAGAGCUACACUACAGUAAUGGAUGGGAUUUCAUCACAACCACAUGGCAACCCCUCUCUGACAGACCUGGAGAGCAGCCCUGUGUGCAACACAUCACAAGAAAAAGCCCCUGUCCCUCAGAAUAACCAUACUGAGGCAGUUUGCCAGCCAACUACCGUCUCUUGCCCUGGCUCAGUGCGGAGCCCACUUCUCCGUCAGCGGCGGAUGAUGUGCUUUGAGGAUGAACUUGGUGAUGAUGAAGACUCAGACAAUGCUGGAAACACAGGGAUUUUACACAGGCCAACAAAAUCCUUUGACUUCACUUUUGCAUCCAAAAUUUCCAAAAAUGAUUCAGCAGCCAUGAUUGCUACAUCAUCAUUAGAUGCAGACAGUGAGGAUGGUGGAGAUUUGCCAAGGUGUGGAAGUAAUGAUAUGACACCACUCCACAGUAGUUUCCCACAAAGUGAGGAAGGUAAUGACAAUAAAUUCGAGUCACCUGGUUCUGAGUCACCCUUCAGCCUCUUUGACAACAAGGCAGGGGUUGCAAGCACGAUGGACUGUGCACGUAAUCUGACUAUCCAUAGUGAGAACUAUCAAGAUGAUGGACAGUUGGAGUCAAAGCGCUCCCCCAAGCUUGAACAUAAAGCAGUGACACGGGUCAAAAGCAUGAUGAGCACUGAAGCAUUAAACAUGCCUCAGCAGCCAAAGUCCAAAGCUGAUGAACAUUCUCCAGGUUUGGCCCCACCCCAGCUACCAUCAUUUGCUACACCAUGUGGAAAAAACCCCAGGACUGCUGCAGGGUUAAUACCCAAUCAGCUCUGUAAGAAGGGAGAUGCCAGUGAGCUUGUGGGUAUUUGUACCAUUGACACAGUGACCCUGACAAGACAUGAAGACGAGUCAUUUGGGCUUGACCUGGAGAUAAUGUCAUCCCCUCUAAAAGUUGUCAUUGCUGGGUUAAAGCCUGGAGGUGCUGCAGAAAGGGAAAAGGGCAAAUUGUGUCCUGGAGAUGAUAUUGUCAAAAUUGGAGAAAAACUAGUAUGCUCCUCAAGCUACCAAGAAAUUUGUGAGCUCAUGCACAAUCUUCCAGUGACGUUGUCAUUGGAAGUAAAGAGACCAGUUUCAGCUGUAGAUCGACUGUCCAGUUUGAUAAUGUCAUCAGGGAGCAGUGACGAAGUCACCAGGCUGAACCCAGAAAAAUAUUUUCAGGGGACUUCUGAUGAAGGACAAGUAACAAGUGAAAAUUUGGAGAAUUCCAGCCACAGAACACAAACAGACUGCGACUUUCAGAUACCCAUCACCAAUAUAGAUGACAUUUUAUCAGAAGUGAGCCCCUGCUAUGACAUAAAUACAGACAUCAAAUCCCCGUUGAAAACACUACCUGAUGAACCAGUAUCCCACUGUUCAAGCCAAUAUACUGUUGUCCUUUCUGAGGAGGAUCAAGUGCAGUCCAGGGUCCUGGAUUGUGCUAUCGCAGAGGCAAGGAAGGAAAAGGGCAUCAUCAGCCCUAUGGAGAACGUUGUGGACCAACAAAAGGAAAAUAACUCUGAAUCUUGCCUGGAAAGGCCUGGUGCUGGUUUUAAACAUAUGUACCGUAUUGCAGAUGACAAUUCAAACAGUGACUCCACCACUGACAGCUGUCUAACUCUGCAUAAGAUGGGUGAUAGUAGUCUACAUGAACCCCUCUCUGAUGAGAAGGAAGUGGUGUUUUAUUCCUGUGAUGCCCAGCAACCUGGUGCCAGUCAACGCUCUAAUUUAAAUGAGUCACCACAUGGGUGUUUAUCUUUUCAGCAUGUCCACAAUCAAGAUAAAACACUGGACCAUACCUCAGAUGCGUUACAGGACUCCUCUGAUGUCUCACUGACAAAAAAAGGAAACGCUAUAACAACCCAUUGCUCACAGCUUUCCCAUUUAUCAGAGGUCUCCUCCGCACAACAGCCAUGCCAGUCCUCCAACAGUACAUUCCCUGUGCCAACUACAGGGUGUUCCAGUAAUAGUGCCACAUUCAUAGCAUGUCUGGCAUCCAGCCCUAGAAAUCUAAAUACUUACAGGAGCCACUCCCCACCAGAUACUUGUGAUGCUACUGCAGAUGUGCUUACAAAUGCCUUGCAGAGCUCAGAUUUAUUAAAGCAUUUUAAUACACAAACACUUUCAUUAGCAUCUGAGACAUCUGGUUCAGGUGGCAGAUCAGAUACAGGAGUGUCAGCAUCAAUGAAAACAAAACAAAAAGUCUUAGAGUGUACAACUAAUUCAAACCACAGUGCGAGUUCCUCACUAAAGAAGACCUCUGCCCAAAAAGUCCUUGAUAAUUCAGAUGGUCCUGUGUGGAGUAGUAACUUUCAACUAAUGGCUGAAAGUGGUCCACCCAAACUGAAGGGCUUACAUAUUAGGAGUAAGAACCAACAACAGGAGGAACUUUUUCAAAAACCUUGUGAAAGUCUAGUUUCUUCAAAUGUCACUUCUUCCCUGAAACAGUCAUCAACAUUACUACCAGUGGUAGCCAUGCCUAGCUUUUUGAAGACCACUGACCAGCCUGAUACGAACAUCUGUCUUUCUUUGUCCAGAGUAAAAGACAGAAGGCAAAUUACAUCUGAGUAUGGAAAUUCAGGGGGCAUACUACAAACUGUUCAACUGGCCAAUGAGAAGGACAUCCAUUUAGCUUCCAAAGUAGCAGCCAAAUCACUGGACCAAUCACACCCACCUGUUACUCAGAGAACAUUUAUAAAAGUUCAACUGUCUUCCAUAUCUGGAUCAUCAUUGCCAGCUAUGACACACAGUGAAACAGUGAUUUCAAAAGACACUAAAGAUCCUAAAAGCAAUUCAAAUGCAGGAUCAGCAUUUACACUUUCUCCUACCAUUUCAUCAGCAAAGAAAACAAAUGGCAUGGUCAGUAGCAUAGUGUUGAAUUCUCUGUGUUCGAGUAAAGCAGCUCCUUCAACGACAAGUAAUGGCUUAAAAACAAGUCCUAUCGCGGAGACAAAUGAGACCCUAAAGUCCAGCACAUCCAGAUUAUAUCUUAAGACAAUGAAAAGGCGAAGUCUCUCCACAGAUACUACCUUGUCUAUGGACUACAACCCCUUUUCUGUUCGGCAUAAAAUAAAAUCUUUUGAAAACUUGGCUAACUUUGACAAACCUGUGGCGAGGAACAAUGACAUUCAGUCUUAUGCCCUGGCAUAUAGAGCCUCGCUUAACCAAAGAAUUGCUGGUUAUAUGGGCUUGGUUAACUCUGUUGACUGCCAAGAACAACCAAGGAGUUUUAGCUCUUAUGUGGAGAACUUAAUUCCUGUCAGACCAUUCUCACCUCUUCUUGGUAAAUCUCCUGAGCCUGAUGUUCAAAGAGCUGUGGAUGGGAUUGCAACACAGACCCCUCCUGUGCUUCAGAGGAAAAACAGCAGACUUCCCCACUGCAGGUUACGGAAACUCAGGGCUCUCAGUAUGCCUGAAUUGGAAAAACUAUGCACAAAGGACUUCAACAGAGGACGUGGUACAGCUGUAGAUAAAACAGAACCUGACAUCCACUCCACAACACUUACGAAAGCUGCAGUGACUGAAAGUUUUCCAUGCUCUGCAGCCCCAACGAAUGUGCAUAUGAACAGGGUCAGAAGAGGUGAUAUUGGACCCACUGGAGAGACUCCUCAGGGAACCCCAGAGACCUAUCGACAGUCUAGUUGGUCCAUCAGUUUGACGGACCUGGCUACUUUUUCAGUGAGUCAGAGUAAGCUGCAAACACUGUUGUCUUCCCUGACAGCUAAAUCGUGUGUGUCUGCCCUGCUUCAGGACACUAAAGCAAUCUCAGAGGUCAACAAUAAUACUCAUCUUGUUGUCCUGAGUAAAGACGAAGGCUCAGGCCUUGGUUUCAGUAUUGCUGGUGGAGUCGACCUUGAGCAGAAGGAAAUAACUGUUCAUCGGGUCUUCACCAAAGGUGCAGCUACUCUUGAAGGCACAAUUCAGCGAGGUGACAGAAUUUUAUCUAUAAAUGGCACAGGUCUGCAGGGUAAAACCCAUGGAGAGGCUGUCUCUUGCCUACAUCAAGCCAGACUGUCUAAUGAAGCCGUAGUAAUCAUUUUGAGAAACAAGGACAGUGAACAAAGUAUCUCUGACAGACAAGACUCUGCUGUCCAGCCAAAGAGUAUGUGUUCUGCCACCAAGAAGAUUUUGGAAGCUGGAGCAGUGGUGGAUGUAGGUCCGGAUGGUGUUUUAACAGUGGAGCUUCAGAAGACAUCUGCUGGCCUGGGCUUCAGUCUGGAGGGGGGGAAGUACUCACGCCACGGAGACGGGCCUUUCAUCGUCAAACGUAUCUUUAAAGGAGGUGCUGCAGAGCUGUCUGGGCUUAUUGAAGUUGGUGAUGAGGUUCUAUCAAUCAACGGCUGUUCUCUGGAGGGCCUGAUGCACCAUGAUGCCUGGAAAAUGAUCAAAACCACAAAUGAAGGGCCCAACCAACUCCUCAUACGGAAGGCGAGUAACCUGACCGUGAACAAAGAAAUACAAACCUCCUGUAAAGGUGCACUGUGACAACACCCUUGAAAUCAGGGCAUGGAUGAGCAAUACAAUUAAGGACAAGCAUUUACAAAUUUUGAUUGAUGGACUUUGUUUGAGAUUUUGUGCUUUGUCUUGUUACGUAUGUUUGUACUAAAUAGGUCAAGUGGGAUUGACAACUAACUAUUGUGGUAUACAACGCUGAAUUCUGAUUAAUUUCAGAUGGGAAGUGCAGUUUGUUUACAAUAAAUUAACUUUGAAAGAGUGAAAAAAA
Molecule: messenger RNA, 7518 nt
Organism: Stegastes partitus (bicolor damselfish)
Lineage: Eukaryota; Metazoa; Chordata; Actinopteri; Pomacentridae
Gene: pdzd2
Product: PDZ domain containing 2
Exons: 25
Coding region: 111-7280 (2389 amino acids)
Molecular function (GO): protein binding
Source: RefSeq, a predicted model, not a curated record